Molecule: messenger RNA, 833 nt
Organism: Siniperca chuatsi (mandarin fish)
Lineage: Eukaryota; Metazoa; Chordata; Actinopteri; Centrarchiformes; Sinipercidae
Gene: mrps17
Product: mitochondrial ribosomal protein S17
Exons: 3
Coding region: 166-612 (148 amino acids)
Biological process (GO): mitochondrial translation
Cellular component (GO): ribosome; mitochondrial small ribosomal subunit
Molecular function (GO): structural constituent of ribosome
Source: RefSeq, a predicted model, not a curated record
AACAAAAUUAAAUCAGCUCCGCACGCUCUGUCCCUCGUCACUAGCCGUAGGUACGUCAUCCAAACAAGCCGACCUGAGCAGCAUGGAGGAGCCCUCUCUGAAUCAUUUUUGACCUUCUAAAAUUAUUCCUUUCAGUGAGUUUCGGGUUGAAUAGAGCUCUCCAGGAUGUCGGUCAAGCACGCAUCAGUCCAUGCGAAAUGGAUCAUCGGCAGAGUAAUAGGCACCAAGAUGUACAAAACUGCCAAAGUGAGAGUCACAAGGCUGGUGCUGGACCCUUACCUGCUCAAGUACUACAACAAGAGGAAGACCUACUUUGCCCAUGAUCCCUUGCGACAGUGCACUGUGGGAGAUAUCGUCCUUCUCAAGGCUCUGCCUGAGGCCAGGUCCAAACAUGUGAAGCAUGAACUGUCUGAGAUAGUAUAUAAAGUCGGUCGGGUGGUCGACCCACUGACAGGAAAGCGCGUUGCAGGAACUGAGUUUGUGGAGCCUCUGACUGACCUUCCACUCAGCGCGGAAGAGGACACAACCUUAUUGGAAAAACUGCAGGAGCUCAACAUCUCUGCCGCCUCCAGUGGAGCCGAUUCCCCACCAGCACAAACUCCCACUUCAUGAUAGAAAACUGCAGUCUUUUAUGCAGCAAUGUUAGCUUGAAUGUCACUCUGCAAUCACAUUUCUGUUUCAGGUGUUCAUGUAAAUAUAAAUGUAUAAACCAGUAAUCAAUAUAUAUCAAGUAAUGGGGAGAGCCUAAAUACAUUUUCUUUGCUACCUGCUCAGGUAGCUUUGAAUUCAAGACACAUUUCUGAGGAAUUUACAAUAAAAUAACAAUGAGAACA